ACCACAGAAUGAUCGGGUGCAUUUCGUUGUACGCGUUCCGAGAAAUGGCCGCGUCGUGGAAGUAACGCCACUGAUGCUAACUGAAUGUAUAAUUAUCAUCUAAGUUCUCCAAUUCGUUCAGUAGCAGUGCGAAAAACUCGUCGAAGGAAGUGCGAAUGUACUGGGGAAGUGUGAAAACAUUUACGCAGGUUUAUCCGAAGUUGUCGUUUCUAAAGCGAUUGACUCAGAGCGGGCCACGAAAAGAUCACCUAUCGGGAGUGCCCGCUGCGAUAAUGUCUACCUCCGCGAAGACCUCACGAACCGGAGGAAAGUUUGGCAAACGAAUCAUUUGGAUUGACUUGGAGCUCACGGGGUUAGAGCAGGACGCCAAGAUACUGGAAAUCGCGUGUUUGGUUACUGACCCUGACUUGGAGGUAUUGGAUGAGGGUGUUGAAUGUAUCGUGCAUCAACCGGAUGAUGUGCUGAAUAGCAUGAAUGCUUGGUGUGUCGAGCAUCAUGGGAAGUCAGGAUUGACAGAAGCGUGCCGUAAAAGUACGAUGAGUUUGGAACAGGCUGAACAGAAAGUCUUGAAGUUCGUAGAAGCCUUGACCCCGUUUGGAAAAUGUCCGAUCGCGGGCAGCAGCGUUCACACAGAUCGUGAAUACAUUCGCAGACUGAUGCCGAAAUUCAACGAGCAUUGCAGCUAUCGUAUCAUCGAUGUUUCAUCUAUCAAGGAAAUUUGCAGACGGUGGUAUCCUGGUAUAUUCAGCCGUUGUCCUACGAAAAAGCUCUCUCAUCGAUCGCUGGAUGACAUCCUUGAAAGCAUUGAAGAGUUGAAGUAUUAUCGGCAGAACAUAUUUGUGAAUGAGGUGGAACGGAAUGCUCGAAAAGAACAAGAGCAAACCAUGAAUUCUGAAAGUGGGGGAGAUGCCCUUAAGUGAAUAACGUAAACGUACACAUCGUGAAAUAUAUUUUUUCCCGUAUGCCCUUUCAAAU
This is a messenger RNA of Notodromas monacha, 975 nucleotides long. NCBI's taxonomy places the organism in Eukaryota, Metazoa, Arthropoda, Ostracoda, Podocopida, Cyprididae. The record is from the annotation of a GenBank genome assembly.